Messenger RNA from Tarenaya hassleriana, 5098 nucleotides. RefSeq lists its product as uncharacterized. The record is from RefSeq and is a predicted model, not a curated record. Gene Ontology annotation, molecular function: transcription coregulator activity. Gene Ontology annotation, biological process: regulation of DNA-templated transcription. The transcript is spliced from 14 exons. Gene Ontology annotation, cellular component: nucleus. Lineage: Eukaryota; Viridiplantae; Streptophyta; Magnoliopsida; Brassicales; Cleomaceae. Bases 534 to 4598 code for a protein of 1354 amino acids.
GUUCACUUUCCCUUCUUCUUCUUCUCUUCGGCUCCUCCGUCCUUCGACGACGACAAGAAAUUAUCUCUUGUUCACAUUCACCUCGAUUCGCCCCUCACCGUCACCGUUACACCGGUCAACGUCUCUGUCUCCUUCGCCGUUCGUCCAUAGGAUUCGCCUCAGGAGAAAGAACUUAUUGAAAGGCAUAACAAAUUGCUUGGUGAAGAGUUGGCAACCAAAGUUGAUAGUUACUCUGAGCUACAUAGAAGGUACUCUGAUCUUGAGGCUGAAAUGUCAGCAAAGCUUGUAGAGGUUGAGAGAAAAUAUAAUGAGUGUGUUCUAGCUCAUUAAACUGGUAUAAAGAUCAAACGAGAGCUUAAAAUAAAGAUUAAACUGGCAUAAAGAUAAUGGGGAACUCAGCUCUUACAAAGAUUCAACGUCAGCCACUGAAGAGGAAUACAAUGCUGAGCUUUUCGCCUUAGUCAAUGGAUCAAAGUGUUGCUAUAUUACUGCUGGGUUAUAGUGUAGAGCAUCAUUCUGGAUCUUAAGUUUUGAUGGUAGACGCUGAGAUGGCUUCGCGUUCUAACUUGCCAUCAACUGGCAAUGCAAGCAACAAUGGGCAAAACAGCAUCUAUCUUUCCAGUGAGAGUCCGUCCAGAUCAGUGGGCAAUAAGGAUGAAGGAGAGGAAUAUGACGAGGAUGAAGAUGUUGACUUCAAUCCGUUUCUGAAGGGAACACCAUCUCCUGCAGCUUCCUCUAGUCUGAGCUCUGAAAUUGAAGCUUUUGAAGGUGAAACUGAUAAUACUCAAGGAAACGAUAGCAUUAACUCAAUGAAGCCGUCUUGUGUCUUGCAAAACCUUGAUGGUAGAGGAGAUGAUAGAAAUGGAGAAGAGGAAAUUGCAGUGCAGAGUAACGUAUCCUCUGAAGAACCGCGCAAUAAGGACUCUCAAAAAAAUGCCCAGAGGAAAUGUAAGAUGAAAAACUAUGAAUCUCUGUCUUGCACAGAAGGUGACAAUUUAAGAGAUAAUGAGAGUAAUGUCGAUGUAAUGGUGGAGAUGAAUGAAAAUGGAAGUGGAAUGAGUGACAUGAGUAGAACACAGAAGUCGAUGCUGAACUUAAGUGAAGAAGAUGCUAUUUGCAUGCGAACUAGAGCUCGAUAUUCAUUGGCAAGUAUCACCCUUGACGAGCUUGAGGCUUUUCUUCAGGAGACUGAUGACGAGGAUGACAUUCAAAAUGUUAAUGAUGAGGAGGAGUAUCAAAAGUUUCUUGCAGCUGUUUUACUUGGUGGUCAUGAUGAAGGCUCAUUGGUACAAAAGCAUGAGAAUAGUGAUGAUGAUGAUGAGGACAAUGAUGCAGACUUUGAGAUAGAACUUGAAGAAGCACUUGAAAGUGAUGACGAGGAAGGUGUAGCAGAGAAGGUCAGUAGAAGUGAGAACAGUAGUACUAGCCGACGGCCCGCGACUAGGCAGAAUAGACAACAAAACAUCCCCAUCCAGCGCAAAAGGAGUUCUCCGGAUCAGGCAAAAAGACUCUUGCGCCCUCUUGUCCCGAUAUUACCGACCGGACCAAUUCCUUUUGUGGGGAGGCAUUCUGUUUCUGAGACGAUUGUUUCAGGAAAUAGUCUGAUUAACGGCUUCACUCAAACCCAGAUAGGACAGCUGCGUUCUUUGAUACUUGAUCAUGUGCAACUUCUUAUUCAAGUGUACUCUAUUUCUGUUCUAGAUCCAUCUCGGCAGCAUAUUUCAACCCAAGUUCACGGAUUGAUAACCGAGAUACUCUGCAAACGUGAAGAAUCAGUUUCAUGCCAAAGUCAGCCACAUUCUUGUGUCACUCGUCCUUCAACAUCAAUUCUCGAUGUAUCUCCGUUAGAUCUUGCUAGUGGAUAUCUAGAUGAUGUUUCCAGUGCUGUUCGAGAUUAUCGACGGUGUCAAGUGGAAUCUGGUUGUGAUGCUUCAUCUGAUAGGGUGCCAUUGUUCCCACUCUCUCAGUCUGUUCCAUGCCAAGGAGUUGGGGGUCAAGUUCUGAAUAGUUCUCCAGCUUCCACUAUGGGCCAGUCAUCACCCGGUCAGCAACAACCUAAGAAGACAUUGGCUGCUACUCUUGUUGAAUCUGCCAAGAAACAAUCUGUUGCUUUGGUCCAUAAGGAUAUUGCUAAGUUAGCUCAAAGAUUCUAUUCCUUGUUCAAUCCGUCGCUUUUCCCACACAAGCCACCACCUGCAGCUGUUGCCAAUCGUGUGCUUUUCACUGAUGCUGAGGAUGAAUUAUUGGCUCUUGGAAUAAUGGAAUGUAAUUCAGACUGGAAAGCGAUACAACAACGCUUUCUUCCAUGCAAAUCCAAACAUCAGAUUUUUGUUAGGCAGAAAAAUCGAUGUUCAUCUAAAGCCUUGGAAAAUCCAAUCAAGGCAGUAAGGAGGAUGAAAAGUUCUCCUUUGACUGCAGAAGAGACAUCACGCAUACAAGAGGGACUCAAGUAUUUCAAAUUUGAUUGGAUGUCUGUGUGGAAAUUCAUUGUCCCUCAUCGGGAUCCAGCCUUGCUGCCUCGGCAGUGGCGCAUCGCCCUUGGUGUUCAAAAGUCAUACAAGCAAGACGAUGCUAAAAAAGAGAAGCGACGUUUAUAUGAACUAAAAAGAAAGUCCAGAGCCUCAUUGACAAAUGAACAACCUGUAUCUAACAAGGACUAUCAUGGCGCAACUAAUGACAAUGAAAAUAAUAUUGGAGACGUUGAUAAUUUGGGUGAAGCAUAUGUACAUAAAGGAUUUUUAGCCGAUUGGAGGCCUGACGUGUCACAUCUCUUCUAUUCCAGACCUUUGGACUCCCUUGACAAGGAAAAGAAUGUUCAUGAUGGUAGCCUGAAAUCUGUAGAGGAAAUUCAAAGCGGAGAUCGAUCAGAAAAUCUUGAAUCUAAUAAUGCCCAACUCCGGGCUGGUAAUGUACAGAGGUUCUCACCUACUCUCAUGCGUCCAGACCGAUCCAUAUCUGGUUCUGCACCUGGUGCCUCAAGACCGCAAAUAAUUUUGCGGCCGUAUCGAGCUCGGAGAUUUUACAAUUCACGUGUAGUGAGACUAGCACCGGAAUUGCCUCCUGUUAAUCUUCCACCUUCUGUCCGUGUAAUCUCACAAUCAGUUUUCUCAAAGAAUCAGCCUGAAUCAUCUAAACCGCAUAAUGUCAGAGGUGGCAUUUUUGAUGUUUCUGGAAGAGGAAAUUUGAGCUCUCAACCUCCUCGUGUUUCAGCUAAUGAGGAUCAAAGUUGUCCACCAAAUGUUGAAGUGCCGGAUUUGCGGCUAGACAAGUUAGAAGCUGCAGAGGACAUAAGUAACAUGGACUCAGAUUUCCAGAUGCAUCCUUUAUUGUUCCGGAUCCCUGAGAAUGGACAGCUUACAUGUUACUCCUUGAGCAGUCAGUCUGGUGGUUCUAGUUCCUUUAGUUUCUUUUCUGACCAUCGACCUCAACUGCUGAGUCUUUUUAACAGUCCCAGGCAGGUUAAUCUUCCGGUUGACCAGCUCCAGAGAGUUGUGACAUCAGAUGGGCAUGAUGCAGCAUCUGGUGACAUUGGCUUUCAUCCUCUUCUGCAAAGAGUGGUGUAUCCAAAUAACAGUUCAACUAAUGUGGGUGGAACCUCAAGCCUAUCAGUGGGUAUCAAAGGUAAAUCAGGCCAACUUGAGGAUGCUUCUGUUUCUGUCAAGAAGACUUCUACAUCCAAUGUGGGUUUAGUUGGUGUAGGCUCACAACCUUCUAGUUCUGGUGGAAAGGCCAAAACAGUAGAUUUGGAUAUCCAUCUAAGUUCGAGCUCAUCUAAGGUAAAAGGGUUCUGUCGCGAUUCAGCAGAAAACACUUCAGAAGCUCAGAACAUUUGUGCAAUACAGCAUGAUCCUGCAAAUUACUGUAAGCAUAGAUCUGAAGUCUAUGGGACAACAGUACCAGGCGAUGAUAUCAGUAGAUGUAUAGAUGAGAUAGGUGACAACUCUAAUAUAGGUAUAGUGAUGGAGCAGGAAGAAUUGAGUGAUUCUGAUGAAGAAAUGGAGGAAGAAAAUGUAGAGUUCGAAUGCGAAGAGAUGGCUGACUCUGAAGGAGAGGAAGGUUCAGAAUGUGAAGAAAUUAUUGGAAUGCAAGAUAAGGAUCAUCCGAGCUCUGCUGUUGAAAAAACCAGAACAGUGCCAGAUGCCGGGAGUGAGAGAGGGUUAGAAAACCUGACUAGUUCUCGAUCCAAAAUUUCAGACCUGUCGGUGGUAGGUCUUGUUUCUUCAAGAUCUUCUGCGGCAGAGCUAGGUAAGGAUUCUAGGAGCAGUCCAUGGUUGAGUCUGGAAUUGGAGAGCCGCUCUAUCUGCAGAAAGCCUGGUAAGCAAAUGGAUGCAAAAACCUCUGAAGAACUGGCAAAUGAGACAGUGACAGCAUUAUCUAGUCCAAGUAGAUCUUGUAAAAAGAGAAUACCGGCAAAGAGAAGAGGUACGGAAUCAAAGGAAGAUGUGGGCAUUGCUCGACUGUUGAGUCUGGGUCCUCUGGCCACUCCAACAGCGAAGAAACCCAGGAAUCGUGUUUUCCGGGCAAAAGCAAAUGUAGAUAUUGGUACAAGCCAAGAAACUUCUCGAUGCAACGACAAAGAUAGAGCUUGUUCAUCCUGAACUCCAGAAAACCAAGCAAGGUGGGAAAAGAACAUCGGAGGAAGAACAUUUAUGGCCUACUUCAAGAUUUCUUUACCAACCAUCUUUGGAGUUUUCCCAUUCUUGGCCCUAUCAACAAGGUGAUGAACAAGUUUUAUCUUCUCAGUUCUCAACUUUUUAGCAGUAUCUUUCGAGCCACAAAUCCAUGAGCUGGUUCUCUUGUUUGUUCUUUGUAACAGCUGCUGGAAGAGUAGAAUUGCUGCUAGCCAUGAAAUCAUAAAUAAGAGUUGCAGGUCACUUGCAUUAUCUAAACGCCCGGCAACUUGAUAUUCCUUAUCUGAGAGACACUCUCAAAGUUUGACGUUUGGGAGAUUUAUUGGUGCUGCUUAUACAGAGAGUUUGGCGUCACAAAAAUGCAGGUGGGCAGCAAAGCAGUUGGGAGAUAUUGAAACACCCACUAUGUUCGAUCGAAGUCAGACAGCAAGUGGACCCCAUAGUUCCUUGCUCCAACGGUCAUACAA